Molecule: messenger RNA, 1416 nt
Organism: Elephantulus edwardii (Cape elephant shrew)
Lineage: Eukaryota; Metazoa; Chordata; Mammalia; Macroscelidea; Macroscelididae
Product: transcription factor SOX-8-like
Exons: 3
Coding region: 1-1416 (471 amino acids)
Biological process (GO): morphogenesis of an epithelium; peripheral nervous system development; enteric nervous system development
Cellular component (GO): nucleus
Molecular function (GO): DNA-binding transcription factor activity, RNA polymerase II-specific; RNA polymerase II cis-regulatory region sequence-specific DNA binding
Source: RefSeq, a predicted model, not a curated record
AUGCUGGACAUGAGCGAGGCGCGCGUGCAGCCGCCCUGCAGUCCAUCGGGCACCGCCAGUUCUAUGUCGCACGUGGAAGACUCGGACUCGGACGCACCGCCGUCGCCCGCCGGCUCCGAGGGUCUGGGCCGCGCAGCGGGUGCUGGCGGGGGCGGCGGCAGCCGAGGUGAUGCGAGCGAGGCGGCAGCGGACGAACGCUUCCCUGCCUGCAUCCGAGACGCGGUGUCGCAGGUGCUCAAGGGCUACGACUGGAGUCUGGUACCCAUGCCCGUGCGCGGUGGUGGCGGCGGCGCACUCAAGGCUAAACCACACGUGAAGCGGCCCAUGAACGCCUUCAUGGUGUGGGCGCAGGCGGCGCGCCGCAAGCUGGCGGACCAGUACCCGCACCUGCACAACGCAGAGCUCAGCAAGACACUGGGCAAGCUGUGGCGCCUGCUGAGUGAGACAGAGAAGCGCCCCUUCGUGGAGGAGGCUGAGCGCCUUCGGGUGCAGCACAAGAAGGACCAUCCGGACUACAAGUACCAGCCACGUCGCCGAAAGAGUGUGAAGGCCGGCCAGGGCGAUGGGGACUCGGGCCCUGAGCUGGGCCACCACCCAGGCGCUGGCCCUAUGUACAAGGCUGACACAGGGCUCAGCGACUCGCAUCACCACGGUGACCACACAGGGCAGACCCACGGGCCGCCUACCCCACCCACCACCCCCAAGACGGACUUGCACCACCCUGGAGCGACAGCAGGCAACAAGCAGGAGCUUAAGCUGGAAGGGCGCCGCCUGGUGGACAGUGGCCGCCAGAACAUCGACUUCAGCAACGUGGACAUCUCCGAGCUGAGCAGUGAGGUCAUCGGUAACAUGGACACUUUCGAUGUCCAUGAGUUUGACCAGUACUUGCCACUCAAUGGCCACUCAGCCAUCGCCGCUGAGCCUGGCCAGGCAGUCGCCAGCUCCUACGGGGGCACCUCUUACUCACACGCAGGGGCGACUGGCAUGGGGGCAUCCCCAGUGUGGGCGCACAAGGGUGCCUCCUCGGCCUCAGCGUCACCCACCGAGGCAGGGCCCCCGCGACCCCACAUCAAGACGGAGCAGAUGAGCCCCAGCCACUACAGUGACCAGUCCCACAGCAGCUCGCCCAGCCGCGACUACAGCGCCUACAGUGCCCAGGCCUGCGUCACCACGGCCACAUCUGCUGUGUCCACUGGCUCCUUCGGGGGUUCUCAAUGCGACUACACUGACCUGCAGACCUCCAGCUACUAUGGUCCAUACCCUGGCUACCCGUCCAGCUUGUACCAGUACCCCUAUUUCCACUCGUCCCGCCGGCCAUACGCCUCGCCCCUACUCAAUGGCCUUUCAGUGCCAGCUGCCCAUAGCCCCACCAGUAGCUGGGAGCAGCCCGUGUACACUACGCUGACCCGGCCCUGA